AUGGACAGCGAUGACACCAUCACUGAAGAGGUCUGCAGGGAGGACGACGUCGGGGAUGGACAGCUCCUGGAGGUGAUGGUGGCCGGAUACCCAGUGCUGCUGGUGAGGAACAGGAAGGAAUUUCGUGCUCUAGGCAGUAAAUGUCCCCACUAUGGUGCCCCACUGAGCAAAGGGGUCUUGAGAGGGGAGAGGCUGCGCUGCCCCUGGCAUGGGGCCUGCUUUAACAUCAGGACUGGAGACAUUGAGGAAUACCCUGCUCUGGACUGUAUCUCCUGCUUUAAGGUAACAGUGGAAGAUGGGAAGGUGUUUAUUACAGCCAAAAAGAAGGACCUGGAAAGCAGCCUGAGGGUAAAGGACACAAGCAGGAGGUGCCUCCUCAACAGGAACACGACGCUGCUGCUGGGGGGAGGUGUGGCUGCCCUGGUGUGUGCAGAGACUCUUCGCCAAGAGGGAUUCACUGGCAGGAUCAUCAUGGCCACCAAUGAGAAACACAUUCCCUAUGACAAGUCCAAACUCAGCAAGGAAAUGAACUUGAAAGCUGAGGACAUCUACUUCAGGAAACCUGAAUUCCUUGAGGCUAGGGGCAUAGAGUUCUGGACAGAGAAGGAGGCAGUGUCGGUGGAUUUCCAGAAGCAAAAAGUUCACUUCAUGGAUGGGUCCUCUCAGAAGUACCACCAGCUGCUCAUUGCAACAGGCAGCCACUCUGGUUUCCUCAAAGUCCCAGGUGCAGACCUGCAGAACAUAUGCACACUCCAAACCCCAGAAGAGUCCAGCAAGAUCUUGGAGCUGGCAACUGGGAAGAAUCUGGUGAUUGUAGGAGCAUCAUUCAUAGGAAUGGAGGUGGCUGCCUUCCUCUCUGACAAGGCUAGAACCAUCUCAGUGGUGGAAAGAGAGGAGUUCCCUUACCAGCAUGCCCUGGGUCCUCAGGUUGGAGGUGUCGCCAUGAAGAUGCUGCAAAAUAAAGGGGUGAAGUUCCACAUGAAAACAGAACUCUGUGAGCUGAAAGGAAAGGAUGGAAAGGUGACAGAGGCUGUUCUUGCCAAUGGAGAGAAUCUCCCUGCAGAUGUGGUAGUGGUGGGAAUAGGGUCAACCCCCAACUCAGUGUUUCUGAAGGGCACCUCCAUUGCCAGAGAUGACAAAGGUGCCAUCCUGGUGAACCUGCACAUGCAAACCAACAUCCCAAAUGUCUUCGCUGCGGGGGAUGUGGUCACCUUCCCCGUGGCACUGCUCGAUGGGGACAGGUCCAGCAUCCGUCACCAACAAAUCGCUGAGGCCCAUGGUCACUGUGCUGCUUUAAACAUGCUGAAGAGAGGGAAGGAGUUGCACACUGUUCCUUACUUCUGGACCACAUUGCUUGGGAAAAGCAUCCGCUAUGCAGGUUGUGGGAAGGGAUACACGGACACUGUUGUGAAAGGCAGCCUGGAGCAACAGAAAUUCCUGAUCUUUUACAUCAGGGAUGGCCAUGUGACUGCAGCUGCCAGCCUGAACUGCGACCCCAUGGUGUCUCUGAUUGCAGAAGUUUUGUACUUGGGGAAACAAAUCUCCAAAGAAGAAGCAGAGGCCUGUGACAUUGGCAACAUCCCCUCACUGGCACAAAGCUAAGCUUGGUGUGUGCCCCUUGUGAGGGGCUCACAACCAAGUA
This is a messenger RNA of Cinclus cinclus, 1642 nucleotides long. RefSeq names its product apoptosis-inducing factor 3-like. Bases 1 to 1602 code for a protein of 533 amino acids. Gene Ontology annotation, cellular component: cytoplasm. Gene Ontology annotation, molecular function: flavin adenine dinucleotide binding; 2 iron, 2 sulfur cluster binding; oxidoreductase activity, acting on NAD(P)H. The record is from RefSeq and is a predicted model, not a curated record. The transcript is spliced from 18 exons. Lineage: Eukaryota; Metazoa; Chordata; Aves; Passeriformes; Cinclidae.